Porites lobata is the source of this 21123-nucleotide messenger RNA. The record is from the annotation of a GenBank genome assembly. NCBI's taxonomy places the organism in Eukaryota, Metazoa, Cnidaria, Anthozoa, Scleractinia, Poritidae.
UGAUUCAACAUGGCGGAAAGGUUCUAGAAAGAAGAAUUCACUGAUUCAUUGCAAAAGAAGCCUUCUAACGCGUGAUCUACAUUGAAACGUGUUCAGUAUUUCGAUGGUGGGUGGAUAGAGGUCCCCUGGUUGUUCUUGGCACUGCAGAAUUUAGGAUAAAGAAGGCUAAAUAUGGCAAAUCAUGAGACAAGUGUUUCGUCAGUUUCGAAACCCUCUCCGGAAACCUCUGUCAUAUCAAUCUAUAAGAUGACGAAAGGAUCUACCAUGCUUAAGGCUAAACGUCAUGUAAGGUCAAAGUAACCUUUAGUUAUGGUUCUAAUUAUUAAUAUGGCUGUUAUUUCCCAGGAUCGAGCGUGCGUUGCCUUGUAUUUUUGCAUUUGUGCACAUCUAUAAAUUUGUGGUACAAGUAUUUGCUCAUCUUUGCUCAACUCUGCUUAUCCUUGCGGGAUUUUGACAAGGGAUUCACUGAUGUUAUAGCAGUUGGAAUCUUUCUUACCAUAGCCUCAUUUCUGGACUAGAAAUUGUUUUCUUCAAGACCUGUUGAACUCCUUUUUGAGCAGCCUGUGUACAACCGCCCCCUUGAGGGGUGGGGGGGGGGGUCUGUACGGUGACAAAGGCUAUUUUUUGGUACUUUGCCACCUUUUUUGUACUGGCACCUUGCAGAAUGCCACUAGAUAAUGGUACAUGUGCAAAGAUAGAAUAGAUUUUUGGUUAUCUCUAUUUUAUAUUCAUUUUAUUGAUACAAUUAGUUUUUAGUUACAGGGCAUGGUAGGGAAGGGGUGCAACUUCCCCCCUUGCAUGGUCACUGUUGGGGGCAAUUCUACAACUACAAAAACUGAUACUGAGAAUUUGUAUUAGAGCACUCUGGGAGUGAAAGGGAUAAAGAGAGGAUGUAGUUUUGUUCUUGUAAUUUUCUUUUUUAAAGGUUAAAUGUGAAUAAAGAAUGGUCAUUGACUGCUAAUCUGCGUUAGACCCUUAUACCCACUCUGAGACUGUACUCGCAUAGAGUCAGAUCCCUCUAAGUUGGAUACCACUGGGGUUGGCACAAAGUGUCCCAAGAUGUCUGCAGUGAUCAAUGAAGAAAAACAAUGAAGAAUUGCAGGGAGCAACUCUCAAUCUAGAUUAGGAAAGUGUUCAUAAUCACCCAAAGAUUGUACUCAUUUAUCUAACCAGUUUUGUUUUGUCUCAAGAGAUUAGUUCUUUAAUGAUAACUGGUUUUUCCCUUUACAAUAUUACUAGGGAACACCUCAGUUCAAGAGAUUUGUAUUAUCUCGAGGUAAGAUAGGUGGAAAUAAAUUCUGAAAUUUAAAAUGACAUGUUAUCCUUUUACUUUUAAAUAAGCAUACAUUGUAUUUCACUUUAUAUUCUUUCCCAUACUUGAUUGUAGAUCUUUCACAUCUUCACUGGGGAUCACCUAGAAAACAAGAAGAGAAAUCUGGUAGGGUUAAUGUUAAGCUGUAAUAUCCACAUACAAAUUCUCCAGCCUAAUCGGACUUCCAUACAUAAUAUCCUUGAAGAAUUAGUGAAGAGAAUUUGUUCAAAGAUCAAAGCAUUUUCUAGUAGAUGAUCCUUUCUUUAAAUAAGCCUCAUAAUAUUUUCCUCUGAUUUUUUAAACAUUGUAUGGAUAUUGUUAGGAGAAAUUUGAUGCUGGUCAGUCUUAUGGCUAAAUAGACUCUGAAAUUAGCCUGUUUCUGGUUCUCAGUUAGUUGGGGUGAGCGAAAAAGAAAACUGAGCAUGAAAAAAGAAAAAAAAAUGGCAACCUCCUUAGUCCUUCCUUUUCUUUUUUUGCAGAGCAGGAAAAAAAUUUUAUAUAAUAUGGAAAGAAUUUUCUAUUCUUCUACCAAGCAACAAAUUAAUGUGAAUGAUGAUUUUGCUUCAUUCCAUGCAGUUUUAACUUCACAAAUAACUCAGUUGUUGAAGGGUCAAGUAUCUAAAGGAUUUGCAAGUUGUCCUGUGCCACAAAAAGAGGUAUAAAAUGCAAAAAACUGCAAUGUGACUGUACCACUGGAAAAGAGACACAGCCCUUGUAAAUAUUUAGGUCUUUUUGAUGUAAUCUGGAACAAAGUACAUGUAUAUGUUACAGGUGAAAAUAUUAUUAAAUUCAGGUGAAAGUUUUUUAACAUACCGGGUAGGUUGAUUCUCAAGUUCCUUUAUGUCUCCUAACCUAAUCCAUGAAUAAUUAGGGCUAAGAGACAAAGGAAAUAUAGAAUCAACCUAAACCUGAAAUCAAAUUUGACCAUGUACGUAACAUUUGUUAACUGCAAUCUUAAUACCAUUGUUCAAUAAUUAUUAAAAAUGAGGUUCAUGAGAAUACAGUUAUUUAAUAAAAAUCAGUGAAGAAUUCAGGAAAACAAUGCAAGGCUGUGCUGUGAGAAAAAUUUGUUAGGGAGCCUAAAGCUCCAAAUAUUUGAACUCCAAGAUGUUGAACAUAAACAUUAUGCACCAAUGUUUAAGGUUGCCUUCGCUCUAGAGCACAGUCCAGCACAGGGCUCAAAAAAAGUUCCAUCCAAUAGUCCAGGACAAGUACCGGCAGAUGCUCUUACUGCGCAAGUGGGCUAGAGUCCAAGCAAGUCUUCUUCUAACUAUUUAUUAUUUAAGACAAGCAACAAGUGGCCUGAGACAAGCGAAAUCUGAGAGGCGCUUGUCCAAAGGAGAAGCUAGAAUUCACAUUUUCUUUAGCCAUGCCUGCAGUACAUAUAUACUUCUUGUGGGAUUGAGCAUAUUCAGUCUGAAAUAAUCCUUGAAGUUUUUGAAUCACCUUCCUUAGCAAGCUUUCAAAUACAAGCUGUCUAAUUUAGAUUUCCCAGGGGUCAACUAAAAUUGUACUCCAUUUUCUUUUCAGUCCAUCUCUUUCUCUGUGAUCUAUAAGAUUGGCAGAAGUUUGCAUAGCGUAGAUAUUGUUUGUCUUGAUAAACAGCAGUACGACGUCUGGACAGUUGGAAUCCAGGUAAUGGCACUUUUGAUCUUUAUUUUUUUAUAAAUAGCAUCUUACCUGUAUAUUUCUGUAUGAUCCCACACAUGGCACAGGUUUAUUUCUUUGAAUUAUUGAUAACAAAUGUUGUAAAAUAUUUCUCAAAUUACAGGCUCUGAUCAAUGGCUUUAAUGACAAGAAAUCUAUUGAUCAUUUGUAUGAAAGUGGGGGAUUAAAUGACGACUCUGAUGGUAAACCAAUGCACGGAACUGAUGAGGUAAGGACACUGUUAAUGUGUGUUAAUACUGUUGCUAAUCUAUUUAUCACUUGAUACAGUAUAUGAAUUGAAAAUAAUUUGUGUAAUCUAUCUAUCUCGGGUGCACCCACACUGAUUUGAUGAGUCUGUCCCAUUCCUGUCUGUUGGCCAUGACACAUGAAAAUUUCUGCCUUGUUAGCAGAGUAUCAACUCAAGAGCCUAGAUACUGAAAAUCGCCCUCCUGUUUCAACUUUGAAUUAUCGUCUAAGUUAGUAAUAAGGUGCCCCGAGGUUGGAGGUUCUUUGUGUAAAAUAGAAUAAUUAUAUAUUAUUAUUCAACACAAUCACACAUGGAUAAAAGUUGUUUAUUUAAUAAUUGUUACACUGUUGUCAUGGGUUUUCUCCAAGACAUUAGCUAUGUUGCUACUUACAGAGUAUGCAGUGUAUGUUAUGGGUGAAAAUUAAAAUCAGGUUAAAAUUUAUUAAGCUAACAACAGGUUGAUUCUCAAUUUCCUUUGUCUCCUAGAUUCCUAUGUCUAUGUUUGGGUCUGGUGGUAAACCAUACAAUGAAGGUAUUCCUACAUCUAUAGUGGCCCAUAUUAUUAUUUAGGGGUGUAACGAUUCAUAUUCCUUGCGGUUCGAUUCGAUUUUGAUUAUUGCCUUUGGAUUUCGAUUAUUUUGAUUCGAUUGUGUAAAUGUUUCUUAAUUCUUAUAACAUAAUGCAUAAUGUAAACAACAUGCAACCCUAAACCCUCAAUUUGAGAAUAGUAGCAGGGACAGGAGGAUUCACAGUCGCUUGGUUCGUCGCCAUGUUUGAGGACCUGACAAAGAGCGUGUCGCACAUAGUUUGCCAUAUUUGGAAAUUCUCAAGGAGUGGUUGAAGGACAGCAUUUUUAUCGGGCAACACAAAAUGAUGCACAAAAUGCUAUCAUCUUUGCUUGUCAAUCAUAAACGCACAAUUCAAAGUGUUCUGGAGGACACCCUGGAAAAAGUGUGCAAAAAUCGAACCAAAAUCGAAACUUGGAAGCAAAGAAUCGUGAAUUGAACCAAACAGUCAUAAUCGUGAUUAAUCGAGAAUUCGAUUAAUCGUUACACCACUAAUAUUAUUGCUAAUGCAUGACACAGUGAUCAAAUCUCACAAAAGCUCAAACUGGCAACAUAACAUGUGUGUUAUAUCAUUUUUUAAAAUCCUUUAUGGAAAAUUUUUAAGGCCUUGAAAUAUUUUGUCAUGGGAUCUUUUGGGGGUGAGUUUUUGGUCUAGGGAUUUUUUAAUUGGAACCCCUAAGAAGUUUUGUGGGAUUUGAUUUUCGCCCCCUUUCAGUCACCCCUGUCACUUAAAAUCCAGAGUACGCCCUUGGUUGGACUUAGAAGAGUUGGGGAAAUGGGGCCUAGUGUACUGGUAUAAUUAAGACAGGGUUCGUACAGAAUCUUGGAUUCUUGAAAAAGACUUGAAAUUUCCCCGGCAGUUUUCCAGACCCGGAAAAAGUCUGGAAAAUGGAGAUUAAUUCUAGGAAAAAUGGUAAAUAGUCUUGAGUUUUUUUCAAAGCUACAACAAAUGCUUUAAAAGUGAAUUUUUUUUUUCAUUUUGGUCGAAUCUUAUUCAAUCUUGCCAAUAUGUUUACAGCGCAUCAUGAAAAAAGCUUUGUUCCUGCAUUUUUAAGGUCUCUUUUGAUCACCUGUUUGAUAACCUAAUGAGUCUGGAAAAAUAAGUUCAUGUUUUGGAAAAAGUCUUGAAUUUUGGAUCGAAAAAUCUGUAUGAACCCUAUUAUUAAUCCAUGUUGCAGUUUGUAGUAAGUCGUGUUUGUUUGUGCUUAGAUGCUUGUGACUUAUACAUGUGGGGUGAUGGUACCACCGGAAUGCUGGGACAUGGCGAGAAUGGAGAGGAGAAUGUUCCAAGAUCCGUAGAAGCAUUAUUAUCGAAGGACGUUUGGAAAGUUGCUUGUGGAGUGACGCAUACCAUUUCCUUAACAAGUAAAUUGCAUUUUGUUAAGAAUUGCUGCAGCUCAUUGUAGAAGGUUAAUAAUAUGUAGAUAUGAAUUUAAAAUUCCCUCAGUGCUAACCUGUUUACUUCCUAGAGGGCAUGAACAGUCUUCUUUGUUGUAAAACACUGAAAAAAAAAUCAGAAUGCUUGUAAAACACCAACCAUAGUUUCAAUAUUGUUGUUGAUUUGUAAAUAAAUGCCUUUUAAAGGGACUAUAUUGACACUAUUUGCCAUCUUUUCAUUUCCAUGCUAUGCCUACAGAAUCACCAAAGAAUUGUCAUGGUUGGUGUUCCCUCAUGAAAGUUUUGUGAUAUCUUCUUCAUAACUCCAUGGCUGUGCUGUAAGGAAAAUUGAAGGGAGCCCAGUGCUCUGAAACUGUGAAAUCUAGGGUGCCCAGCGUAUGAUUUGUAUGAAAAAUCUGAGAUUUUCUAGUCACCUGAGGGCAAAGUUAGGCGCCAGGGACCACUGGGCUCUGCUAGAGUACAGCCCUGAACUCUACAGGAGUACAUGUAAUUCAUGGAGUAAUUUAUGGAUAAAGGCACUAAAAAUAAGUUAAUUCAUUAUUGACCUAAACCAACAGUAUCCUCUUCAUGUACGCCCUUUAACUAUCUUACUAUCUGUUUUGUUCUUCAGGUGAGGGAGAGGUUUUCUCUUGGGGAUCAGGGCUUGGUGGAAAACUUGGACAGGGACAUUUAAGAGACAGGUCAUCACCUCUCAGAGUUGCCGCACUGAAGGACAAGAAGGUGACAAGUAUUGCCUGCCAUGAAUUUCACUCUGCAGCUGUUUGUGGUAAAUAGAUGCAUCUUCACAUUAUAAGUCAAUACAAAACCACUACAAAUUAAUAUUAAUAAUUGUAAAUUCUUGUAAAGUCCUCAGUGUUAAUCAUGGUUCUUCAUCCUGCCAAGAUCCUGGAAAAUUUUUGUCUAAGAACCUGUUUAAGAUCCUACAGGAACCUAUAGGAUGCUACUGGCUAAGUCCUACCAAGAUCCGGGAAAAGUUUGUCCAAAAUCUUGUUUAAGAUCCUAGACAAAACAAGACGAUUAAUAUAAGACAAGGAUUUUAUUUAUACCACACACACAAAAAAGACAUUAAAAAAGACAAUACUACUUAUGUAAAAUAAAAGCCACCUAAAAAAUAACCUGAAAGCUAAUCUAGCUAGGAGGCAUAUUUUCUUACAGAAACAUAACACUAAGAUGCUGGAACAUUUUGUCCCAAAUCCAGUAUAAGAUUCAACAGAAACCUAUAGGAAGCUAUUCAGUUAGUCCUACCAAGAUCCUUUUAGGAUCCUACUGGAACCUAUAGGAAGCUAUUGAGUUAGUCCUAGAAGGAUACUGUUUAGGAUCCUACAGGAACCUAUAGGAAGCUAUUGACUUAGUCCUACCAAGAUCCUGUUUAGGAUCCUACAGGAACCUAUAGAAAGCUAUUGACUUAGUCCUACCAAGAUCCUGUUUAGGAUCCUACAGGAACCUAUAGGAAGCUAUUGACUUAGUCCUACCAAGAUCCUGUUUAGGAUCCUACAGGAACCUAUAGGAAGCUAUUGACUUAGUCCUACCAAGAUCCUGUUUAGGAUCCUACAGGAACCUAUAGGAAGCUAUUGACUUAGUCCUACCAAGAUCCUGUUUAGGAUCCUACAGGAACCUAUAGGAAGUUAUUGACUUAGUCCUACCAAGAUCCUGUUUAGGAUCCUACAGGAACCUAUAGGAAGCUAUUGACUUAGUCCUACCAAGAUCCUGUUUAUACUAAAUUAUUGACUUAGUCGUACCAAGAUCCUGUUUAGGAUCCUACAGGAACCUAUAGGAAGCUAUUGACUUAGUCCUACCAAGAUCCUGUUUAGGAUCCUACAGGAACCUAUAGAAAGCUAUUAACUUAGUCCUACCAAGAUCCUGUUAAGGAUCCUGCAGGAACCUAUAGGAAGUUAUUGACUUAGUCCUAAGAGAUACUGUUUAGGAUCCUACAGGAACCUGCUAUUAACUUAGUCCUACCAAGAUACUGUUUAGGAUCCUACAGGAACCUAUAGAAAGCUAUUAACUUAGUCCUACCAAGAUACUGUUUAGGAUCCUACAGGAACCUGCUAUUAACUUGGUCCUACCAAGAUACUGUUUAGGAUCCUACAGGAACCUGUAGAAAGCUAUUAACUUGGUCCUACCAAGAUACUGUUUAGGAUCCUACAGGAACCUGCUAUUAACUUAGUCCUACCAAGAUACUGUUUAGGAUCCUACAGGAACCUGUAGAAAGCUAUUAACUUGGUCCUACCAAGAUACUGUUUAGGAUCCUACAAAAACCUGCUAUUAACUUGGUCCUACCAAGAUACUGUUUAGGAUCCUACAGGAACCUGUAGAAAGCUAUUAACUUAGUCCUACCAAGAUCCUGUUUAGGAUCCUACAGGAACCUAUAGAAAGCUAUUGCCUCAGUCCUACCAAGAUCCUGUUUAGGAUCCUACAGGAACCUGUAGAAAGCUAUUAACUUAGUCCUACCAAGAUCCUGUUUAGGAUCCUACAGGAACCUAUAGAAAGCUAUUGACUCAGUCCUACCAAGAUACUGUUUAGGAUCCUGCAGGAACCUAUAGAAAGCUAUUAACUUAGUCCUACCAAGAUACUGUUUAGGAUCCUACAGGAACCUGUAGAAAGCUAUUGACCUAGUCCUAGCAAGAUACUGUUUAGGAUCCUACAGGAACCUGUAGAAAGCUAUUGACUUAGUCCUAGCAAGAUACUGUUUAGGAUCCUACAGGAACCUGUAGAAAGCUAUUGACCUAGUCCUAGCAAGAUACUGUUUAGGAUCCUACAGGAACCUAUAGGAAGCUAUUAACUUAGUCCUACCAAGAUACUGUUUAGGAUCCUACAGGAACCUAUAGAAAGCUAUUGACUCAGUCCUACCAAGAUCCUGUUUAGGAUCCUACAGGAACCUGUAGAAAGCUAUUGACUCAGUCCUACCAAGAUCCUGUUUAGGAUCCUACAGGAACCUGUAGAAAGCUAUUAACUUAGUCCUACCAAGAUACUGUUUAGGAUCCUACAGGAACCUAUAGGAAGCUAUUAACUUAGUCCUACCAAGAUCCUGUUUAGGAUCCUACAGGAACCGGUAGGAAGCUAUUGACUCAGUCCUACCAAGAUCCUGUUUAGGAUCCUACAGGAACCUGUAGAAAGCUAUUAACUUAGUCCUACCAAGAUACUGUUUAGGAAUCUACAGGAACUUAUAGAAAGCUAUUGACUCAGUCCUACCAAGAUACUGUUUAGGAUCCUACAGGAACCUGUAGAAAGCUAUUGACUUAGUCCUAGCAAGAUACUGUUUAGGAUCCUACAGGAACCUAUAGAAAGCUAUUGACUCAGUCCUACCAAGAUACUGUUUAGGAUCCUGCAGGAACCUGUAGAAAGCUAUUGACUUAGUCCUACCAAGAUACUGUUUAGGAUCCUACAGGAACCUGUAGAAAGCUUUUAACUUAGUCCUACCAAGAUCCUGUUUAGGAUCCUACAGGAACCUGUAGAAAGCUAUUAACUUAGUCCUACCAAGAUCCUGUUAAGGAUCCUGCAAGAACCUGUAGAAAGCUAUUAACUUAGUCCUACCAAGAUCCUGUUUAGGAUCCUACAGGAACCUGUAGAAAGCUAUUAACUUAGUCCUACCAAGAUACUGUUUAGGAUCCUACAGGAACCUGUAGAAAGCUAUUAACUUGGUCCUACCAAGAUCCUGUUUAGGAUCCUACAGGAACCUAUAGAAAGCUAUUAACUUAGUCCUACCAAGAUACUGUUUAGGAUCCUACAGGAACCUAUAGAAAGCUAUUGACUCAGUCCUAGCAAGAUACUGUUUAGGAUCCUACAGGAACCUGUAGAAAGCUAUUGACUCAGUCCUACCAAGAUCCUGUUUAGGAUCCUACAGGAACCUAUAGAAAGCUAUUGACUUAGUCGUACCAAGAUCCUGUUUAGGAUCCUACAGGAACCUGUAGAAAGCUAUUGACUUAGUCCUAUCAAGAUACUGUUUAGGAUCCUACAGGAACCUGCUAUUAACUUGGUCCUACCAAGAUCUUGUUUAGGAUCCUACAGGAACCUAUAGAAAGCUAUUAACUUAGUCCUACCAAGAUCCUGUUUAGGAUCCUACAGGAACCUAUAGGAAGCUAUUAACUUAGUCCUACCAAGAUACUGUUUAGGAUCCUACAGGAACCUGCUAUUAACUUGGUCCUACCAAGAUCCUGUUUAGGAUCCUACAGGAACCUAUAGAAAGCUAUUAACUUAGUCCUACCAAGAUCCUGUUUAGGAUCCUACAGGAACCUAUAGGAAGCUAUUAACUUAGUCCUACGAAGAUCCUGUUUAGGAUCCUACAGGAACCUAUAGGAAGCUAUUAACUUAGUCCUACCAAGAUAAACACCGCGGCAAAACGUCUACGCAUGCGCCAGGUUGAGCAUUUCCGGUCUCUUUUUCAGUCACACUUUCCAGUCAAAGUCUCCCGCGCGCUUCAUUCUGUGUGCAGCUUGUGGUUCAGUUGUUCUGCUUUAUGCUGCUCGUGUUUUUGACUAUUUUGUAGUUAUUGAAAUUGCUUUUAUGGAUAACCAGGCACAGAUCACUGAAACAAUUAGUCGAUUAGAUUCAGAAAAGGUAAGAUGAUAAUAACUCAGUGUGUAAUUUUGGCUAGAGCGUCAGGUAAACUGAUUUUCAUUCACGAAAAUAAAGUUUUUGACUGUUAUUUUUCACUUAACCUGGCUGAAACUAAGACAUAAAAUUAAAACGUUAUCAUUGCAAGCUUGUGUAUUGUAAUUCUAAUUUUCAGUUCUUCAGUUUCUCAGUCUACAUGUGUUAAAGCCGAUUCAAACUUUAUUUGGAAAACGACAACACACAAUCGCUUUGUAGUUUUGUUUACCAGUGGGUUUUACCGUGUUUUCUAACGAAACUCUUCUGGGUUGAUUGCCAUGAAACAUAAGCUUAAUUAUACUGUUGAGCCGGUUGGCAGCAAGUUGACAACUCUAUUUAUUUAUUUUUCCAUUCUCAGAAUCAGAGAGCGAAAGCUGGUUCAGUGGCUUUUAGAAGUCGAACUUUUCAUGCCAUGUAUUUAGCAGCUAGAAGUUUCGUGUUUGCAUGAGAUGCAGCCGAGCCGCACAGUCUGAAAUUAUUGAAGUCUUCAACAAAAGAACAACCAUGUAAAAGAAUUAAAUAGGUAUUUUCUUGAAUGAAAGUCAUUUAUAGGCAUGUUUAGUUUCCCGGUGACUGCAGUCAUCAAUGUCAAAGUUGUUAUUAAAUCCCGCCUAUCUUUUGUUUUGAGUUCUUGUUUUUUCUGAUAAUAAAACAAAUUAUUGAACGGACUAAAAUUUUAUUUCCUGGUUUUAGUGUUUUUUAUUGAAUGAUGACGUCUUUAUUUUGGUUUCUUUCAUAAGUAUUGUUAUUCUUUUCUUAGUUGUCGCCUUCUCCCAAAUUAACUUAUGCCAAACCAGUAGCAUGCAAGAAAGCCAGUAAAAACAAAUUGGUCUUGUCGAGCGCUCGCGACCUGCAAACUUCAAACAUCAUUUUCACCGUUGGUGCAAACAGAUAACCAUGUGGUGCAAACGUUUGAGAAUAGAAAAAUAUAUAAGCUUUCGAAUGAAGUGAUUUUUUUGGCCCCCUUUUUUGUCUGUUUCGCCCUUUUUGCUUUUAAACUUGGCGCGACGGCAAAGUUAUGCUUUCGCUAUUGGUUUAUAUACUAGACCGGAAAUAAAAAGCUGACCGGAUAUUAAAUUUUGUGCUCAUGCGCAUUGCGUUUUGCCGCGGUGUUACCAAGAUACUGUUUAGGAUCCUACAGGAACCUGCUAUUAACUUGGUCCUACCAAGAUCCUGUUUAGGAUCCUACAGGAACCUAUAGGAAGCUAUUAACUUAGUCCUACCAAGAUACUGUUUAGGAUCCUACAGGAACCUGCUAUUAACUUGGUCCUACCAAGAUCCUGUUUAGGAUCCUACAGGAACCUAUAGAAAGCUAUUAACUUAGUCCUACCAAGAUCCUGUUUAGGAUCCUACAGGAACCUAUAGGAAGUUAUUGACUUAGUCCUACCAAGAUCCUGUUUAGGAUCCUACAGGAACCUAUAGAAAGCUAUUAACUUAGUCCUACCAAGAUCCUGUUUAGGAUCCUACAGGAACCUAUUGAAAGCUAUUAACUUAGUCCUACCAAGAUCCUGUUUAGGAUCCUACAGGAACCUAUAGGAAGCUAUUGACUUAGUCCUAUCCCACCAAGAUCCUGUUUAGGAUCCUACAGAAACCUACAGGAAGCUAUUGACUUAGUCCUAGAAAGAUACUGUUUAGGAUCGUACAAGAACCUACAGGAAGCUAUUGAGUUAGUCCUGCUAAGAUCCUGUUUAGGAUCCUACAGGAACCUAUAGGAAGCUAUUGAGUUAGGCGUACCAAGAUCCUGUUUAAGAUCCUACUGGAACCUAUAGGAAGAUAUUGACUUAAUAGUUGCACCAAGAUCGUGUGUAGGAUCCUACAUGAACCUAGUCCUGUUAAGAUCCCACAAAAUUUUUUCCAAAAUCUUGUUUAAGAUCAUACAGGAACGUUAGGGACUAGAAUGUAACACUCUACCCACAAAGGCUUGACAGUUAAACAUACAGGAUAGUAAAGAACAGAUCAAAAGAGUAACUGCUAUUAGCGUUCACAGUUAAGAACUAAACUGCAAAGAAUUCUUUUUUACUUACUGAAAUCAGGAUAAGCUUGUGCAGGGUGUCAGUGAUGAAGUAGAAGAUUUCUUUUGCAAUGCAACAGACCCAAAGUUUUCUAUCAAGUUACAAAACAUGGCAUAAUUAUUUAUCUGCCACAGAGGGUUGUCAAAAAUGUAAGUACCCCACACCCAUUCUUUGAAUCACUCUCACACGUCUUUCUGUUGUAGGACUGGGCGAGUUAUUCACUUGGGGACAGGGUGGACCAAGACUUGGAUACGAAAGCGAGAAACGAAAAGAGGUCCUACCAAGAAUUGUUGAGGGACUUCAAGAACACAGAGUAACUGAAGUCGCCUGUGGACUUUCCCACACUCUUGGUAAAUUAUAUGUCGCUAGGAAGAUAGUUAUUUUAGGUGUAACAACUUUCUGAAAGAUGGUAUGAAUAACUUUUCGUUAUGGCGUGACAAUACUAUAGAGGAUUGUGUAAUAGUGGUGACAGCUACUUGUAUUCUUUGGUAGAGGGCGUGACAGUUUCCCCCUGUUGUGAUAUUAGGGACCUUACGAUCCGACGACGGCGACGCCAGUGGCGACGUCGCUGAAAAACAGACUUUGCGUCCUUUCAAACGUUUUCGUCCUUAUACCAAGUCACCCAGUAAGAGUUACUUGAAAGUAGGGAAAUUAGGUCGAAGCUGAAGAGAGGGGAACGCGUCCGAGUUCAGAGAGAGAUGGUAAAAUUUAUUGCCUUACCGUUCCUGUUCUCUAGUCGACUUAAAAUUUGAUCAUUUCACGUGGUAGUUGUUCAGGGACGGCAAAGAAAUUUGCAAAAGAGCUUAAUGCACGUGCAGAGUUUUUUUUUUUGCUCCCUAAAGCUAUUGGGUCAGUUAUUUAAACGGAGUUUGGCCAGUUUUUAACAAAACCGCGUUCUAAGUCUUUUUCAGUUCGCCCAGUGCUCUUAUACACCAUUUAUCUUGAAAAGUUUCAUUAAAGCGCGAGGCGUAGACUGGAAAAGACCUUAUUUUCUCAAAAUUACCCACUAAGGAAGAUAUCUAGAGGUACAAAGACUUGCUAAACCGCGGCCUAAGUUAGGCCUCGUUUAAAGAACCGACCCAUUGUGUUUUAGGCGUUUCCGUUGCUGUCGCCGUCGUAGUUUCCUAACGUUCCUAUUGUGACAGUGACGACCGCUACAUGUUCGUAGUAAAGCUUUCUGUUCAUACAUUUCUUCGCUUUCUUUGGGACAAGUUAGCAUAACUCAGACACAAAUGCUAUCUUAAAAUGACGAUGUUUGUUCGUGUUAUUCGUCUUUCAGUUUGUACAAGAAAUGGUCAGUGCUAUGCUUUUGGUGAUAACACAUACGGCCAGUUAGGCAUACCAGGGAUCGCUUCGAGCUAUGAGCCUGUCCGCUCUCAAGAACUGGAGAGCUUUCAUAUCUCCUACAUAGCCUGUGGCUCUAAUCACAGCGCUGCUUUAUCUGGUUAGUUUUUUUUAUUCGUGCUAAUUUCUUUUACUUUUCAAACUGAUCUUUCCCCCGCGCACAAAUUGCCAAGAACUGCAUCGUUCAAUCUUUCAUUUAAUCUUUAACCCUUUUACUCCCAGGAGUGACUAAAGUCAAAUUUUCUCAAAAUUUUCAAAUUCACUUUGUAAAAUGCUGAAAAACCAAUAGCACCGUGUACAAGUACUGACAAAGACGUUUCGUUUGAAUGAUAGCAGACCAUGGGAUUUCAUCCAUGCACAGACUCAAAAGUUAGAAAAACAUACUAAAUAAAUAGUACCAUGUGAAAGUACUACUGAAGAGGUUUCAUUUGAAUGGUAACACCAUAAGAUUUCAUCCAUAGACUCAAAAGUUAGAAAAACAUACUAUAUAAAUAGUACCAGGUGAAAGUACUGCUGAAGAGGUUUCAUUUGAAUGGUAACACAAUAGAAUUUCAUCCACAGACUCAAAACUGAGAAAAACAUAUUAUAUAAAUAGUACCAUGUGAAAGCACUGCUGAAGAGGUUUCAUUUGAAUGGUAACACCAUAGGACUUCAUCCACAGACUCAAAAGUUAGAAAAACAUACUAUAUAAAUAGUACCAGGUGAAAGUACUGCUGAAGAGGUUCAUUUGAAUGGUAACACAAUAGAAUUUCAUCCACAGACUCAAAACUUAGAAAAACAUACUAUAUAAAUAGUACCAUGUGAAAGCACUGCUGAAGAGGUUUCAUUUGAAUGGUAACACCAUAAGAUUUAAUCCACAGACUCAGUUAGAAAAACAUACUAUAUAAAUAGUCCCAUGUGAGAGUACUGCAGAAAAGGUUUCAUUUGAAUGGUAACAUCAUAGGAUUUCGUCCACAGACUCAUAAGUUAGAGAAACAUACUAUAUAAAUAGUACCACGUGAAAGUGGUGCUGGAGAGGUUUCAUUUGAAUGGUAACACCAUAAGAUUUCAUCCACAUGCUUAAAAGUUGGAAAAACAUAGUAUAUAAAUAGUACCAUAUGAAAGUAACGCCAAAGAGGUAUUAUUUGAAUGGUGACACCAUCAGGAUUUUGUCCACAGAUUCUAAAGUUAGCAUCACCUUAAAAGACUUCAUCAUUCUUUCUGGCUGUGAAAGGGUUAAAUGAUUAAAAAGAAUAUCGUCUUUAGUAAGAUUUGAUUGAGGUAGAUGGAGAGUAUACUACCUCUCAAGACGAAGUAAUAGGAUGGUAAUAAAAAGUUGCGGAGGUAAAGACUAAGGCUACGGUUCACACGGCAGCGGACGAAUUUUCCACCGGUUUAAAAUAGGUGCGUUUAGGUUUUUCGUUUACAGGGAAGCACCUUAACCGUACGAAAAUUUAGAACCCUAGCGGUUCAAAAAUUGGAGCGACUCAAUCGAGAAAAAAUUUUCAGCGGGAAAGGUCUAAACAAUUACAUUUAAAAAAAUGCACCAAGAAUCGCUCAUGCAAAGAGGCGAUUUUCCCAUUCCUUUGGUUUUACUGACAACUGCUUUGACAAUGGAACCUAAUCAUGUGGGUUAUACUUUGCCUUGUCCAUGUACGGCGUCUUUCCAGACCUUCCUGGUCAGUGCAUUUCGGUGACGUAUCCAAGACGAAACUCGCUCAGACCACGUGACCAGAAACGCAUAGGCCUCGCGGAAUAUAAUAUCUGAGGUUCCUCAAAAGGCACGUUGUGUAGUAACACAGCUGAUAGCUCACAAACUGGUCACCACUUUGCUUCGUUUAAUAACUGAUAGUUUCAUUGUAUCAUUUUCAAAAUUUUUGAAACUUUGAUCUUGAAUGCAAACUCGGCAGACAUAAAACAGCUUUCCCGAAAAACGGGCCAGUCAUGGUUUUAUUUAGUUUGUGUUUUUUCACUUGUAGAUGGUGGUAUGGUUUGGCUUUGGGGAGCCAACCACUCUGGUCAGUCGGGAUUAGAGAAUGUUGACAUUUCAUCAAAGCCAAAUCUUUUGUCUUCAUCAGUAGAGCUAAGGUAAUCAACUCUGCGGAUACGAUUUUUAGAUUAUCUGGUGUUAAAAUACACACGACUACCGCAGAAAAUCUGCGCCUUUUUUAGGCGAUGCCGUCGGUUGGAAAAGACCCUGUGUGAUCUAGGUGAUUUCCUGCUUUAUAAAGCUUUGUGCUUGGAACCGGAUAAACUUGAAAAAUAGUCUGCUUGUUAACGAUUCUCAAUUACCUUGAUGAUAUUGCUUGAGUAUAGUUUUUCACUAUCGGAUUUGAAAAUCGACUAUCAACUGUCUCUCUUGAUUCCUAUUUAGCCGUUCGGCUUUCACGUCUUCUUCUUUUCACUGUUUCAAAGGUUCUUGUGACAUUGCGCAUUACAGUUAUUAGUUCUAGACUUUUUAGGGCGUUAUCUUACUAAAAAUUCAAUGGUCUUAAAUAGUUAAACAAUUCUUUCCUAUGCACUUCUCGUUAGAAACCACGCAAUCAUUGAUGUUAGCUGUGGAACAAAACACACUGUACUUUUGUCAAGUAAGUAUACGCGCGUAGUUUACGUCUUUUGUUUUGAGCGAAAAGAGGGGAAGGCAAUUUCAUAUUUUCAGUGCUGAGAACUGGAAGUGUUCUUUUAUUAACGAUGUAGCUCAUACAUACAAUAUUAAAAGCUUCUAAGGGGUGUUUCUCUGUGGUUCUGUUGAUGGUGUUGUACAAGGUGACCUCAACUCUUGAAUUUGUGGAUGAAAUCCUUAAGUGUGACCAUUCAAAUGGAAGCUACUGAGCAGUACUUUCCUGUGGUACUGUUUAUUAUGCUGUACAAGAUGGUUCUAUCUUUUGAAAUGAAAAUCAAAUGAAAGCUACUGAGCAGUACUUUCUUUUAGUGCUAGCUCAGUAUUAUGUUGUGAUGAGCUAUUGAGUAACAAUUUCUUUUUGUGGUUUUCAGAAAAAACUGGGGAUAUUGUCAAAGAAUAAUGUUAAUUGUCGUUGUAUUUGUUCCAGAAAAAGGAAAACUGUUUGGAAUAGGUGAUAACACAGAGAAUCAGCUAGGCAUAAACCAGCGAGGCAGAACAGAGGAACCUAUUUUGAAGGUUUCUGUACCAAGCAGAAUACACCUCUCUGCACACUCCCGAGCAUCGAAACCUAUUCAAGUCUCCUGCGGUGCUUUUCACACUGCUGUCGUGACAGGUUAGUCGAAAGAAACCAGUCAAGGGGCUCGGUCACGCAGUCUGUUUUAACCAUUAAUCAAAACUGUCCAGCCAGAUCAGUCAAAUCCUAAUGGCGUACACGAAGGAGAUGGUUUUUGGCAAAAAACUAAGCUCUUGGAAAAAGCCUAUUUCAUUUUCAAAACUACUGGUCCGGCCGGCCAGUUCUGACUUUUGUGGAGUGCCCUGAGGUAGGGACCAACUCUAGGUGUCCGUUUUACAGAGGUGUCCGUUAAGACAGAGUCAACUAAUUUUGUAUGUACCCCUUUUCAGGAAAGUUUCUCAGCAAUUUUGUGCUACUUUGUCAAAAUCUUUCUUCGGGCACUCCGAGUCAAGUAAUAAACUUUCGUCUUCUUUAUUGCUUCUACAGAAUCUGGAGAACUUUUCACUUGGGGCAAAGGAAAAGCUGGUCGCUUAGGGCAUGGCGAUAUAAGGGACAGGUUAGGUGCUAGAUGUAUUUAAGUACCGCUUUUAUAUAACGGCAAAGGGAAGAAAUGACCACAGGACUGUUAAUAUAUUCAACAACGAAGCAAAAUUGCAUUUCUCCAAACGUUUUCAUGAACGUGAAAUUUACUCUUAUUGCCUUUGAAGAAGGCAACGGCAAACGUGAUAAAUGGCGUGAAAAUGGUCACGUGGUCGUGGCGGUGUUAAAUCGCGAAUGACCGUCGCUUAGGCUGCGUGCAAACGGGCGCAACAAUGUUGGGAGUUGGUGCGUGCGUGUUGGCAGUGGUGUGCAAACGGAUGCAACAACUCCCAACAAGUUUGGGACCUGCAGUGCGUCGUGGCAAGAAUACAACCCAUAAGUCUUUGUAAUCCAUGCGUAAUGAGCGUGCGUGGCCCCUGCAGUGUUGAAAGAACCGUGCAAACGGAUCCAACAUUGUUGCCCUACGCUUCAGCGAUCACAGAACAAAAGAAAUGUUGGGAGUUGUUGGCUGAAAAGUUUGACUGGUUUCAAACUUUGCGCAACAACACGCAACAACAUCCAACAACAUGCAACAGGGUGUGCAAACGGACGCAACAUGUAACAUCCAACAAUGUUGCCUCCGUUUGCAAUGGAACGGCAAAUAAGGAAUUCACCAUUUUCACAGACACCAUAAUGCUCCUUGUUUACCCCCAAACCUUUGCAUAACCAUUAUCUUCGAUUUCUCUUGGGACGUCUGUGUUACUCAGGAGAAAUUGACAACAAUGGUUUUGGCGGGCAAACAAGUUGCAUUAUGGUCUAUGUGAAAAUGGUGAUUAGGUUUAGAUUAGCAAAACAAUAACUUUGCACACGAUCACGCUUUUUUGUACAUUUGUUGGCCAUCAUUGCACGACUACGACGUGAAAAUGUCUAAUUUCACGUUUUGUGGAGAGCGUGAACUCAAGAAAACGACUUUCUUUUUCUUUUCCUGAACUUCGAUACAGUCUUUUAGAAUUCAGCUCCAGAAAAAUUUGCCAACAUUUGAGUAAUUAAACGAGAUGGAAUAAGCGCAAUAAAGUUUGAAGCAGCGCAAAAUUCACUUCUUAAGUGACGUUUUCGUAGCCGUCGCCGUCGUUGGUGAUUAAGCUGCCUAAUGUGUCCUGUAGUACAUGUACUUCAGAAACCUUUACGCCGAAAUGGUUAGAAGAACAUUAUUGCUUACCUGCUCUCUAUGCCUUUUUAUUUCUUUCGACUUUCAACCUAUGUUUCCAGCACUUACCGUCCGCUCUUUCCUUGGCUUGUGGUUUGCUGAAGUUGCUGCUUCACCUCUAAUGCGUUCAAAAACACUUGUUUUUCAGGCCACUACCUUGUGAAGUGGACAUGGAUGGUAAACGAGUCCGCGCUGUGGCAUGCGGCAGUACGCACACGGCAUGCUUAGUGACAAGGGCCUGGGUAUCUGAUGAUUUGAUAAAGAACUGCAUGGCCUGCAAGACCAAGUUUUCACUGGUCAAUAGAAAGGUUCGCUUUUUUUAUAUAUGUAUAUAUUUAUUAUACAGACAAGAGUGUUUUACUGGAAAAUAUACCACUCGCAAAGUUCAUAAAAACUACAUCCGGGACCUGAGUGGUUUAUUUUCCAUAAUCUCACACGUGAGUUUAUCGAUGACGUAAUUUCGGUCGUUUCCCUCUAUUAUUUUAUCGACGUCUUUUUGUCUGUAUAAUAAAAAGAACAUUACACGGCGGCUUGAAGAUAUGAAUUUUAUUUUCGAGUGGCAAAAACAAUAUUUUACUCACUCGCUGCGCUCGUUCGUAAAAUAUUGCUUUGGCACUCGAAAAUAAAAUUCAUAUCUUCGCGCCACCGUGUAAUUUCCUCUCUCUAUAUAUUUUUUAUUUUUAAGUACUUUGAGUUUUCAGUCAACUCUUACGGCCUGUUUACAUGGAUGUGGGAGGCCCCAGGUAGGAGAGGUAGCCCUCUUAGGUAAGGUAACCCGCCUGUCCAUAUAAUUUCUCAUUAGAAUUUGAUCACGUUCACAUGAUAGGUGGGGUGACCCGCCACAUGUCACCUCAGCUAUCUGGGGGGCUCCCCACCUCCAUGAAACAUGCCCUUAGAAUUACAGUCAUCUCUCUCUAAGGGGAACUUUUGAGACCGGAACUAAAUGUUCUUUUAAGAGUGAUGUCCGUCUUAUAGAGUCAAAUAAAGAGAGUAACUUAGGCAGGGACCAACUUUUAAGUGUCCGUCUUAUAGAGAUGUCCGUCCAGGGAGGGUCGACUGCACUCACCUGCAUUACAGCUUUUUUCUUUAUAAAUCAUAGUUUUAUGCUUUCUCUUCCAAUCUGUAGCAUCACUGUCGUAAGUGCGGCGGAGUCUUCUGUGCUUCGUGCACCUCCAGACGGACCCCAGUCCCCACUCUGCCAGGAUAUCCUGCAACCAGUCUGAGGCGAGUUUGCGACAAGUGUUUCUCUCUCCUAUUAGACGACACGUGACCAAAAUGGUGCGGCUGGCGUGACUUUUCACAUCGCAAGAUAACGCAACAGCUGUCGUGUCAAUGCUGUAACAGUUUUGCUCAUGUUAAAGUUCUCAUUAGGGGUCGUUGGGGAGCUUAGGUAACGACAGCGACGACGACAGUGACAAAUAUCGCUAACGAAAUGAAUUUGCGUCCUUUCAAACUUUGUCUACUUAGACUCGCUCAAUUUGUGAAAUGUGGGCGAUUUUUUCUGGGGUUGACUUCUUAAGGACUUUAUCCAGGUUCAAAACUGAAGAGAAUGGAAAAUUCGUCGUCGUAUGUCCACAUCCUCCAUAAAACGUCGCAUUAGUAGGUUUCACGUCGUAGUCGUGCAGUGGAUGUCAACGAAAUGUUCUAAAAAGCGUGAUCACGUGCAGAGCUGGGAAAAUUUGCCUACAUUAAACAUUUUCAGCGAUUUAGAAUAAACGCGAUAAAAUUUGAAAAACGUUAAUUAAGUUUAAAAGUGACGUUUUCGCUGCCGUAGCUGUCGUCGAUGCUAGAACUCCCUAAUAGUCCUCUUUAGCUUGUAUGUUUUGUUUCUCAAUACAGGUCAUGUGAUAAUACUCUGGAGAACUGUGUCUUUCAAAUUUCGUUUUAUUCACGUGCUUAUGUACUCUUAAUUUAUGGAAAGACAAAGAGUCAAGUUCCCCUGGGACUUCUAUUAGGAAAACAAAACUUACAAGCUAAAGAGCUAUAUUCUCGUAGCCUUACCUCAUAAUGACAUAUAAAUAAUGGGAGAAAAUUGAUGUUGGUCACUCUUGGAACUUUCAGUCGCUUUAGUGAACAAACUCUGUCGUUUUAGCGAAUGCCCUUCUUCAGCCUUCAUCAUUCUUUAUUCCACAAACUAUCGGGGGAAAUGGGUAGAAACAUACGACGCAAAGAUUUUUGCGAUCAUUUGGUUGGACAAGUGUUAGCUAUGAUUGGUAAAUGGCUGCCAUGAAUACAGUCGACCAAUCAUAACUAAGGCUGCUCCACACAAACGAUCCAAGAAGUCACUGAACCCAAAGCUUGUACCCAUUCCUCUUAGAGUUUCUGAAGACGACCAUUUCGAUUUGCCUCUCACGAAGGUCCACAAUUUUCGUCUUUUUCCUCGCGCGUUUGUCUCGCUCACUCGCGAGUAACAGGAACGCCUGUGGGACAGUUCUGGACCCAGUUGUUCGAAGACCAAUUAGCGCUAACCCGGGCCAGGGGUUAAAUUUGAAUCCCGGGUUCUUUUUCUUUUGUUCAAAAGCAUAUUCCAGGAUAGUUGUCUCUGUUCGUUUUAACGCAACCAACCAUUAAAUUGUAGACAAAAAGAAUAUAACUAAAUUGGCUUCAUUUCAUAUCUGAAUUCAAAUUUGGCACUUACCGUGGGUUAUCUUAACCCAGCUUUGAACAACCCAGCCUUGAUGGACUGUUCACAGUUUUGAAUUCGUCUGUCUUCGGAUCUCUUUGCGGUAGCCACCUUGUCAAUUCACUUCAUAAACCACAUUUUAGUACUAAAAUAGAGUAACCUGUAAUUGUCAAUGAAUACAAAGAAGAUACAAUUAUUAUCUAGUAUGGCAAAUUAGAGAGUACCGUAAAGAUUCCGAAAAUAAGCACCUCCAUGUAUAAGCCCCCUAAAAUCGUAACGCAAAAAACCCUCUAUUAAAUCGCCCCUCCAAAUAUUAGCCCCCCCCUCCCCCCCCUGGGGGGCUUGUACUUGGAAAUUGCCCUCAAAUACAAUGAGGCUAGCCCAAUCGAUUUUGAAACGCACAUUUCCCUCCAUGGUAAUCCCCUCAAAAAAGGCCUUUGAGAAAUAUAAGCCCCGGGGCUUAUUUUCGGAAUUUUACGGUAGCUCCCCAGUAGGUUCCCUGUGUUGAGCAGCCCUCCUCGUUAUCUCUUGGACUAGAGGGG